CUGCAGACUCUUAAGGGCUACAAUAACUUAGUAUUCUCAGUUGUCUUCUCACCUAAUAGCCAGCUGCUUACCUUAGGUUCACGCAAUUACACAGUCAGAGUAUUAUGGGAUGUAAACUUAAGCACCUAUCUGCAAUCUUAUAAAGGCUAUAAUAAUAAGGUAUCCUCAGUGAUCUUCUUACCUAAUGGCCAGCUGCUUGCCUUAGGUUCAGACGAUUGUACAGUUAGAGUAUGGGACGUAAACUUAGGCGCCUGCCUGCAAUCUCUAAAGGGUUAUAAUAACAAGGGCUAUAAUAAUUUAGUAUUUUUAGUUAUAUUUUCACCUAAUGGCCAGCUGCUUACCUUAAGUUUAUACAAUAGUAUAGUGAAAGUGUGGGAUAUAAACUUAGGCGUAUGUCUGCAGACCUUUAAAGGCUAUAAUCAUUUAGUAUUCUUAGUUGUUUUCUCACCCAAUAGCCAGCUGCUUACCUUAGGUUCGUAUGAUUAUACAGUCAGAGUGUAG
Molecule: messenger RNA, 501 nt
Organism: Trichoderma virens Gv29-8
Lineage: Eukaryota; Fungi; Ascomycota; Sordariomycetes; Hypocreales; Hypocreaceae
Exons: 4
Molecular function (GO): protein binding
Source: RefSeq, a predicted model, not a curated record